Molecule: messenger RNA, 2887 nt
Organism: Solea senegalensis (Senegalese sole)
Lineage: Eukaryota; Metazoa; Chordata; Actinopteri; Pleuronectiformes; Soleidae
Product: claudin-like protein ZF-A89
Exons: 2
Coding region: 647-1861 (404 amino acids)
Biological process (GO): cell adhesion; bicellular tight junction assembly
Cellular component (GO): plasma membrane; bicellular tight junction
Molecular function (GO): structural molecule activity
Source: RefSeq, a predicted model, not a curated record
CGGAGAAAACCCCCCCACACACACACAGAGCAAACAUGCAAACUCUUAAUACAAAAACCUUGUUCCAACCGAGGCUUGAACCCAGGCCGUCUUGCAGCAAAGGCAAGAGCAAUAACCACUACACUAACCGUGUGGCCCUCUAUUUACGUAUGUAUGAAUAUGUGACUCAUGAACACAACAAAGCCCCAGAACAGAAGUAAAACAGCAAAAAAAAAACAAAAAAAAAACACCUGUUCUCAGGAGCUGACAUGCACAGGUGGAGUUGCUCAGCUUGAUUGCUGCACUUGUAAAGAAACAACAACAACCUGACAAUGUGACAAAAAAGUAGCUGAGAAAAUCCUGCUGGUUUCACACACAUUUCAUCUGUUUAACAUAUAGAAAAUCUGUAUUUGUGUGACAACAAAAGUCCCUCAUAAAAUCAGCUGUUUCAACCUUAUUACAACUUCUACCACAGUUUGGUUGAUUGUGGCACCAAACAAAGACCACAGGUGUUUUCAAUUAGGAUCGUUUUGAACAGCCAAUCAGGAGAAAGCAAGGUUCCAAUGUAUAAAAGCUGCAGCUGUGAGACCAGCCUGUGUAUCUCAUUGUUGCACUUGUCAUUCUCUGUGCGUGCGAGCACGAGUGUAUGUGCUUACCUUAAGAAAUCAUGCCAUCCGCUGGUCUCCAGAUCCUUGGCACCUUCCUGGCAUCCAUUGGCUUUUUGGGAGACAUCAUCAUCUGUGCCCUACCCAUGUGGAAGGUAUCUGCUUUCAUUGGGAACAACAUUGUGACCGCGCAGAUCUUCUGGGAGGGCCUGUGGAUGAACUGCGUCAAGCAGAGCACUGGCCAGAUGCAGUGCAAAGUCUACGACUCCAUGCUGGCUCUGCCCCGAGACCUGCAGGCAGCUCGGGCCCUGGUCGUGAUCUCCAUCCUGGUCGUGUUGAUGGGAGUCCUGCUUGCCCUCGCAGGGGGAAAGUGCACCAACUGCAUUGAAGACGGCGCCGCCAAGAGCAGGGUAGCCAUUGCUGCGGGAGUGUUCUUCAUCGUCGGUGGCAUCCUGUGCUUAAUCCCCGUGUCUUGGUCGGCCAAUGAGGUCAUCAGGAACUUCUACAACCCCAUCAUGAACGACGCGCAGAGGAGGGAGCUGGGAGCGUCGCUGUUCAUCGGCUGGGGUUCGGCAGGACUCCUGAUAAUCGGUGGUGCUCUUCUCUGUUGCCAGUGCCAGCAGCAAAAGGACAGCAGAUACUCCGUGAAAUACUCUGCCCCUCGUUCAACAGCCAGUGCAGGAGCCUAUAUUCAUGCCUUGGAUUUGUCCUUUUGCAACAUGCAGACUCAGCUUGUUGCUGUGUUUUUGGCUGUCGUUGGCUUUCUUGGCACCAUCCUCAUCUGUGCUCUGCCCAUGUGGAAGGUGACUGCCUUCGUUGGGGCCAACAUCGUCACUGCUCAGGUCUUCUGGGAAGGUUUGUGGAUGAACUGUGUGAUCCAGAGUACAGGACAUUUGCAGUGUAAGGCCUACGACUCCCUCCUGGCUUUACCACAGGAGCUGCAAGCCUCCAGGGCUUUGAUCUGCGUCUCAAUUGCUGUCAGCGUGGUGGCCAUCGGGCUCACUGUCGUCGGGGCCCGCUGCACCAACUUCUUCUAUUACGACUCCAGGGCCAAAUCCAAUAUUGGGGUGUCUGGUGGUGCGGUUUUCAUCGUAGCUGGACUGCUGUGCAUCAUUCCUGUCAGCUGGUCAGCUCACAGCAUCAUCACAGGAUUCUACAACCCACUGGCCACCAAUGAAAGGAGGGGAGAGCUUGGAGCCUCCAUAUAUGUGGGCUGGGCAUCUGGAGCUCUGCUUGUAAUUGGAGGAGGGAUACUGUGCAGCACCUACAGGUGCUGAGGCAGGGAAGAUGUAAACAAUGCUGCCAUCCAUGUCAUCAAUGAUGAAAAGCUGAAUGAGGGCAGUGAUGUGUUCACUGUGAAUGACAUUGUAGUUGCACUAGGACUGUCUAAAUGUAUAGCACACUAAACAUGAAGGAUGAAUUGAAAUCGUGUAUCUUAUAAGAGAGCUUAUGUGAGGUGUUAGUAUGAAGCAUGAAUGAAUACAUAGAGUAUGGCCAAAUCUAUUUUGUAUCUCUGAAUCAUUUUGUAUAUUUGUAUUUUUUUUUAACUUAACUAAGUAAAGUAUGUUUUGUAUUUUUGAAGACUAUAAAAAUACCAUCUGUAUAAAAGCAUAAAGCUAAAGUAGAUGUGAUUCUGUUUUAUUUGAAUACAAACCUACAAAUACAAGAAACUUCCCAAUGGAAAUUCUAUAUUUUAUUGUGAAUUUUAACAUUUGUUGAUUCGGUUUUAGGCUGCUGUUGUGUAAUUGUACUGAACAUGUUAAGAGACAGCAAACUGAUAGGCAGCAGUACAUCACUGGUCAGCACGCAGCUCUGCCACGUGACAUCAAUAUUUAUAUCUUUUAUGACCCUGCAUUAAAAGGGAAGGAAGAAGCAGCAAAGCAUGCAGGGUCUUCCUUAUAUGAAGAGGAUCUAUAACGUUCUGAAGAUUUGUGUCAGGAAUGAACUCACUUGCAAAAUGCAACGCCGUAAUAUAUUACUUGUAAUACAGUUUGGUAAAACAUAAUUUAAAAAAAAUGAACCCUUCAAUGUUUGUGCGCAGCACAUUAAAGCUUUAAUGACUGGGAUUAGAUUUUUUUUGAGGAGACAUAAUUACACAAAGUUUCCCAAUGGUUUCACUUCAAUGUAGUCUGUAAUCUUUUUCAUAUUAAACCAUUUACACAUCCGCUGUUACAGUUCUUUUAAGUUUAACAUUUACUCUUUAUAAUUUGCCUCGUCUCGCUGUUGUUCUUGUAAUGCUGAUUAAUAAAUGCCUUCAAUCUAUGCAGCAUGUAAAUAAAGUUCCAAACAGAUUUCUGAAUGAG